ACACGUUGAAAAUUCCUUUGAAGGUCGUUUUUAGUUUUACUUACUGGGAUAUUUUAUUGGAAUCUUUAAACACUCACAUGAUCCCAAACUGUAAAAUCGCUUGGUGUUUGGACGGGCCAUGCUGCGCCGGGAUACAGUCUUGGCUUCUCUUCUGCUCUCUUGCUUGGUAACAUCUCCUGUACAUGGCAUUGUCGUAUCACAAGUUACAAAAGGUUUUAUGCAACAAACCCAUAAACAAAUCUACUGACUCUUCUGUCGACGAUUAUGUAGAUAAGAACCAAACCCGUUAGCGAAAUUAUUAAACUAUUGUCAUUCUAGCCGUCCAUCCGGGCAUAUCUUCUUUAUGUGAGGAUAACAUUUGAUUGUGGAAUAAUUCUGUUUAUUGUCGGUUGUCCCUAAGGUAAGAAAUGUGCCAUAGGCGUUACGAUUAGUCAUCCCCGACGUUUUAUGAAGAAUUAGUAGCUCUUCAAUAAAUACGGAGUUAUCUCCAGAGCUUCUGGCGUCAGUGCCGGCUGUUACGCGGUCACAGUUCGCGAUAAUCACAGCUUCGUGCAAGCGGGAAGCGUUUAUAGUAUUCCAAACACACCGAUUUCGAACAGCCGCGCCCGAAACCGCUACGAAACUACUCAACAAACAGUUACUCGCAACUAGCAUGACAGAAAAAUGUGUUUUAUUAUAUGAAUUCAUCUCCAGAUUAACGCAUCGUUUUAAGCUUUUAAUGAGGGCAUAAGAACUGUCAAAAUUCAUCUCGUCAUGUUACGAAAUUUCGUAUUUUGCGCUUUUCUCUUUGCUGUGGUUCUGCACCAUUGUCGCUGCGCUUCAAAGUCCAAAAACUCGAGUCGCACUUUCUUCAAAUACGGCUAUGCCGUUUACAAACCUGGCUGGAGUUUGGAUUACGACGGAUACCUUCAGAUGUAUUUCAAAACAGAGAAACAAGAUGCCAUGCUACUCUACCAGGACGAUUCCCAUGAGGCAGGACAAUUCAUGGAUAUUUUCUUAGUGAACGGAAAACUCCGGCUUAGAAUGGCUAUCGGGAGUUGUAGCUACGCGGAAAGGACUGUAAAUGGAAGUUUCUCUGAUCUCAAGUGGCAUAAACUUGUCAUACGCCGAGAGUUGGAGGAGACUGUUGUUUCUGUUGAUAAUAUUACAACUGAGCCCAUAAAAUGUUCAGCACAGCUUUCUAAAAUGGUCGCCAUGUAUGCCGGCUAUCUGACACUGAGCCAAAGAAGAGAAGGCUCGUGGGUUUUUCCAACGGCGUUCUGGCAGUCUAUGCAACACGGCUUCGUAGGAUGCACUCGAGGUAUGAAGUAUGGUUACCUCGGCAAGGAAUCUCGACCCAAAAUCAAUCGUACUAACGGUACGCGGGUAGGCUGUGGUAAUGCGUGCGCGGUCCUCAAGUGCAGAAAUGGCGGGAAAUGUGUCAACAGGAUUAUCGUGGCCGAGUGCGACUGUCGGGGUACUGGGUACGAGGGAAAGCACUGUGCAAGAGUCAUACCAACCACUCCGCGGGCCACAACUGCCGUCACCUCACCUAUCCCGAGUACCAAGUCACCAGUGAGGAUCGAGGUGCGAAAGCAGAAGGCCAAGGCGCCCGCUGACACCAAUAAAAACUACAGCUGGCGCACAAAGCCUGCUGUCUGGGUCUCCAUGGCGACUGUUGUUCUAGCUGUCAUAGCGCUGUAAAGACUUGAGUGCCGUUUGUUGGUGAAUUGAGACGAGUUGGUGAAGGCAGCGCGCAAACCCGUAGUCUCAUUUGUUCGGCUUGGAUGACCCUUUUACUGCCAAUGAGUUGCUGUGUUGCUAUGAAAGAAGGGUAGUUAUCAAACUCUCAUGUUUAAUUCUGUGAUGGUUCGAGCUGACAUUGGAAGUACAGUAGAAAACAGAAGUUGUCAUACAACAGUGUUCAAAGUGACCUUGACCACUACCCUCCAACUUUUGGCCAUAAUUGGAAAUUUAGCUCGAAACUACAUCGCUCGUGUAUCGAGUUGUUUUAUCGCGAAAGACUGUAGUUACCAGUGUCAGGGGAUUUCUUUGCGCUAGCUGGGGGGGGGGGGGUGGGGUGGCCCAGCCCCCCCUUCUAGCAGCCAAAAAUACAGUAAUGCAUGAGACAUUGUCUAAAAUACUUGAGAAAAUGCCUUGAAAGGGCCUUUUGGCCCCCCUCCUGUUAACAACCCUAGCUACGCCGCUGCUAGCAAUCAUCUUUCAAAACUUUUCAUCGAAAGGGAAGAAAACUAAGAAACAAAAGAAGUCUUUUGAGCUUUUAUGGCUUUCUAAUAUUUUAGAGAGAAAUAACAAAAAUUUUUGUUUUUUUAUUUUUUAUCUAGUACAGAAAUGUGAGGGAAUUCAUAAUCGGAUUUAGUCCAAGAAUUCUACUAGGUGAGGGACACAAAGAUGGGGGCAAAGCUAAGAUGGAGUCAGAAUGCGACGAAAUAAAAAAAAAAAAUAAGCAUAAAAUUGAUUUCUACAUACCAGUUUUUUUUGUAUGGAAAAAAACUUUAUUUUCCUGGGGGAAAUUUUCUCCUCCACCUGGGUCUAGAACAAAGGUACUGGGAAUCGCGAAAGGCGUGACCCUAAACGAUGACUGUAUCAUGUCACAUCUAUACUUCUAAAACAAGGCGUACAAUUUGAGGUGAUUUGCAUAAUCCAACCUUACCAUGUCUGUCAUGAGCCUUUUCGUGACAAUGAUCCCACGUUUCUUCAAAUCGUUGAUACUUCAAGCUACGUCUCUAGAAAUCAUCAUCUCCAUGGGAAUGGGCUUGUCCAAGGCCCCGCGCUGGCUCACAGUUCAACUCCGAGCACAGGAAACCCAUUUAAAAGGCUUAACUAAAUUGCGUACCGAUACUAAGUUCAAAAUAAACCUUGUUUAUCCCAUCCCUCCACUAUGAAGUAGUUCAUACUAGGUGAAGAAUAAUUAUCCGUCUUCACAGCAUCUUCUGGUUAAAACCAUCAUUUCAGAAUGGCGAGAUAAAAAGAGCAUGGCAGCCAUGUACUGUUUUAGCUUUUUAAUUCUUUUUAUAAACAUAACGCUUUAUAAACUCUACCCGACACACUCAAACUUGCAAAUAAAUAGCGAAUUAUAUGUGAGAUAUAAUUUAUUAUCUAUUCUUCGAUUUUUUUUGUGUGAAACAUGUUUGUCACUUUUGUUUGGUACUAUUUAAGUCAAUUAAUUGUAAAUAGGCCUUAGAAAAUAGAAGCAUUUGGAAUGCAUCCAGGAAUAAAAAAAACAUAUUGAAUUAAAAUUCUUAUAGGGUCCACAGAAAUAAAAAUGCAAAA
This is a messenger RNA of Nematostella vectensis (starlet sea anemone), 3273 nucleotides long. Its product is annotated as neurexin-3. The transcript is spliced from 3 exons. The record is from RefSeq and is a predicted model, not a curated record. The coding region runs from base 754 to 1683 and encodes 309 amino acids. NCBI's taxonomy places the organism in Eukaryota, Metazoa, Cnidaria, Anthozoa, Actiniaria, Edwardsiidae.